UAAACCAGUGACUGAAAAUAUUUUUUCUUAGGUACUACCUGAAGACCACACCAAAUAAGGAGUGAAUGUGAGAUGGCCUGAUAGCCCUGAAGAGAGUAAAUGAGUACUAGACCUCAUGAUGUCUCCUUGGAAGCCCCAUAUUCUAUGAGCCACUUUGAGGCAUGGCAAGAUCGAAAUCCAGUGGAUCACACUACGCUCUAGGAAUUAUGGGUUUGGGAAUGAUCUGUCUUGGAGUUGUAAUGAUGGUCUGGAAUAAUGUUACUGGGGCAAUCAAGUCUACAAAGCCAACCCCGCCCACAAACAACAGCAGUGUAACGGAGAGUGGGGCUAAAGACAAAAGUAAGAUGUCAUCAGUAGCCUAUGUUCUGGUUGGGGCAGGUGUAGCUUUUAUGCUGUUGGCACUCUAUAUGAGUUUUUACAACAGAAGAAAGCGUAGAAGAAGGUCUGUAGAGUCUACAGAGGAUCUAAAUCAUGGCCCGUCAACAGCGCGGUCGCAGGAAGAAAGUCCUGAGGUUAUUAACCGACGACAUGAGGUGCCCACCUAUGAGGAAGUCAUGGGCAAUGAUCAUCCUGAAGGAGACGGACAAGGCAUAGAGAGAGACGGUAGAAUGAGUAUGUCCCUCCCUUCAUACGAGUCUUUGGUGGAUGUGGGUGUUGGGGAGGAACCAUCAUCUGCUGCAGGCCAACCAGCUCCAUCAAAUCCGGAAGAACAGCCAAUGAGGCAGAACUCUAAAGCAGGAAGAAUGUUUAAGUCUCUAAAGGUUCGCAGAAUCAAAUCUGAUAAACUGCAUUUAAAAGAUUUUAGGAUUAAGAUGACUGAGAAAACUGACCAAAGCCGGGUAGUCAUUGAACCACUAACACCUCCGCCACAGUAUGAUGAUGUAGCAAAGAAUCCAUUUGAAGAUGUCCAACGUGCUUAAGACAACUUGCACAUUUUCUCCCUGUAACUGAAACAAAGUCAGAUGCAGAAAAAAAUGUUUUUGUAUUUAAAGGAUAGACCUGCACAAAGUAGGCAUUUAUGUAAAAUAAUUUAUUCAGGUACUCCAGUUUUCUAAAUUUGAAAUAUUUGAACAAAUAAAAUGGAUAACUUUGUACGGA
Molecule: messenger RNA, 1098 nt
Organism: Protopterus annectens (West African lungfish)
Lineage: Eukaryota; Metazoa; Chordata; Ceratodontiformes; Protopteridae
Product: transmembrane protein 51-like
Exons: 2
Coding region: 162-920 (252 amino acids)
Source: RefSeq, a predicted model, not a curated record